Closterium sp. Yama58-4 is the source of this 5337-nucleotide messenger RNA. The record is from the annotation of a GenBank genome assembly. NCBI's taxonomy places the organism in Eukaryota, Viridiplantae, Streptophyta, Zygnematophyceae, Desmidiales, Closteriaceae.
AUGGAUGAAGAAAUUAUCUAUGUGCAGAACCGCCAGAAGGCCCUCACCACCGCUAAUGGAGAGAAGGAACGGGUGGGGCACCUGCUGCCGCUACCCUCCCUGCUCAUCCAUCCGCGCGUCACCGCUGCUACCACUACCAAGCGCGCCCCUCCCCCUCCACGCCAACUCCAUUCCGACCUCGCUGCCAAGAAGCAGCAGCUUCUGGGGGUGAUGAUGCAGCAGCGGGGGGGGUGCAGUGGUGGGGCCUUUCGGGCAAGUGCACCGCAAGCAACCGCACGUUUCGCUGCCUUUGGAGGGGUGCGAGACAUGUUGCUUUGCAGUGGGGGUGUCGGAUAUUCGGCCUCGUACCGGUCGGGUCCCCCUCCCAAGCACGCCCCUCUGUUUGCCCCACCACCCACUCUCAUUGCCAAUCUGAGGCCUUUUGUCGAGUCUGAGAGUGGGAGGGGUGGAGAGGAGGAGGAUGAAGGGGGAAAGGUUUGGUGGGUUGCAGUGCCGCGAUCCUCCCUGCCACGUGGCAGUCUGUCGUUGACUGUCGUGGCCGUGGACUCGGGGGAGAGCGCGUGGGGGUGCCAGGUGGUGCGCUGUGAUUUGCUCGUUCCGGAUGAGGCAUGGGGGGAGGAGGAGGGGAGUGAGGGGGAGAAGGGGAGGGAGGAGAGGGGGAGGGAGUGGGUGGUGCAGGAGGCAUUGGAUCCAGCUAAGCAUUACCAUGAGAGGAGGGCGGUGGAGGUGUGGAGGAGAGGAGAGGUGCACCGCAUUGCUGACGUGGCAAUGGCGCAGGUGGCGAUAUUCGAUUCUAUCGAGCGAGCUCACGGCCUAUUGGCCAGCUUCAUCAGCCCGUCAGAGCGUGACACGUGGCAGCAGCUGGCGUUCCUGCUACAGUGGCCGGGCAUGCCAGCAGGCGGCAAAGUGGACAAGCUGCAGCGCUUCGGCUCACACGAGCUGCACCUCUUCCUCUUCUUCCAUGACAACGCCUUCUUCCUUGAGCACGUGCGCCCUGCCGUUGCUUCCAAGCUCGACCGAUCCUUCCUCGACCUCUGGCUGCUGGGCGACCUUGACGGGGUGCUUUCGUUCUGCGCGCUGCCCGCCUACCUCAAUCUCAACGCGCUAGAGAGGUGUCUGCUGGGGCUGGCCGUGUGCUUCCACGUGUUGCUGCAGCACAGGGGGCAGCGACCACUAGACUGGCCGUACCAGACCCACAUCAUCCAUCCCACUGAAGGCGUGUGUAGCAGGGGCCAUCUGAGGGUGAUGAGGUGGGAGCAUGGUGAUGAGCCUCAGAUGCGGGCCUUGUCAGCAGCACCAGGAGGGGGAGGGGGAGCAGCAGAAGGGUUGCGUUUCAUCUGCGAUGGCUGUGGCGCUGAUCCGAUCAGGGGACUCCGCUACCGCUCCCUUGUGCGUGACGACUACGAUCUCUGUGCGACUUGCUUUGCCACCAUGGGCACACCAGGGGAGUACGAGCGAAUUGACUCUGGCGCCCCAUCCUUUGGAGCUGGAGCGGCUGUGGAGGAGGAGGCGUCACUGCCCAUUCCGGCAACCCAGCAGCGCCCUCACAAGGUGGACGUCACAAAACGCUACGCCGAGACACAUUACUAUAAGCGCGCACUGAGCGAGCAGACACCGGACCUCGUCCCCUCCUCUCCCUUCUGGGUCGACUUCAUGCGCCACAUCCUCUCUUCUGCCGAAGCUGCUGCCGGACCUUCUGCCGAACCUGCUUCCACCUCCACUGCUGCUCUCUCUGCCCUUUCCAUUCUCGGGCUCCGCUUCGGCGGCAAGAUCAGGCAAACCGGUGCUUGUAACGAGGAGGCUUAUAACAAGGAGACUGGGGGGAGGGCGGGUAUGGGAGGUGGGUCUGCUAGUGCUGUGGAAGGAGGGGAGGAGCAUGGGUUUUCGUUUAGAGGCACGUCGGUUACAAUCACACCAGCUUCGCCCAUGGUGUCGGGCAGCGAGCCUGACGUCCUCCGCAUGCUGCAAGGCCCCUCCCUCCGCUCGCUGGACCUCGCCCUCCUCCUCCCCCUCAUGCCCCACGCGCCCCUCUACCACUCCGUUACCUCCCUCCUCCGCCGCCGAAAGCUCUAUUCAUCCUCCAUAUGGCAAUACUCGCUCUUGCAUAAGGACCCUCGGGGAAUGUCUGAGUACCUGGCGUAUGAACCGGCCUUCCUUGCUCGGCUCUCUUCCCCGGUUCUCCUCUCCUCUCUGCUGCAUAUUGAGCCGGGUGCGGCAGGGGCGAGGCUGUCGCUCCGGUACCGGCUGAACGGGAGUGCCAGUGCGCUAGGCUCGGGGCUAGGCUCGGGGGUAGGUCCGGUGUACGAGCAUGAGGAGUUCCUUCCGCUGCUGAACCCGCGGGCGCACAGUGGGUUCUUGGAGGUGUGUGCGAGGAGGAAGGGCGGCAUGAACGCUCAGGAGUGCCUGGCAGCCACCUACUACCUGCUGGUGCAAGACCGCGUCAAGGAGGCCCACCUCAUGUUCCUCCGGGCAGCCUCCGGAAAGAUUUUCACCCUGCCUGACACGUGGCGGGCAGCACUGUGUGGUGGGAACGGGAGUGGUGCUCCUGCUGUGGCUGAUGCUGAGACUCCUGCUGAAGCUUCUGCUGAGGGUGCUGAGGGUGGCACGAGUUCUGCUGCUGGUGGUGCUGGUACCAUUAGCAGCAGUACAGGCAGCAGCUCUGUCCCCUUUACUGACCUCCCCAAUACAGUAAAUGUGCAGCUGGCAGCAGAUUACAUGGCCGCUUUUCUCGACAUUCUCCUCUGCCCGACCGACCGCCUGCCCAUGGUCGCCCGGGCAGUUGCGAAAAAGGGGGAUAUCAUUGCGCAGGGUGGUGUGAAGGGGCAUGGAGUGGCUGGGGAGGAAGUGCAGGCACAGAGUGAUAAGGGAAUGGGAGGAGGAGGAGGUGGAGGAGAGGGGGCUGGUGGGGGUGGUGAUGCAUGGGAGUGGGAGGAGGACGAUGACUGGGUGCUCACAGGCAGUCAACCCCCAGCAGGGACAGCAGGAGGAGGAAUUGGAGCAGUGGGAGAAGGAGCAGCAGCAGGAGGAGAAGCAGGAGGAGCAGCAGGAGGAGCAGCAGGAGGAGCAGCAGCGGUUGAAGGCACCACUGCUGCUGACCAGGACAUGGCUGACGUGGCACAGCUGGCGGAGGCAGUGGAGGAGGACAAGACAGCAGUGGACCCAUUCUCCCUCAAGAGGACCUCCGGACCCAAGCCCUCCCAGGAGCCCUUCCUUGACGCCAAGCUGCUGCCCCCCCCUGCUGCUCCUGGUACAGCCGGCACUGAACUUGGUACAGUCACGCCGGGUACAGUCACGGCAGCAGUGGCGGCGGCGGCGGUGGUGGGGGUGCGGUAUGCGAAUGUGGAGAGCAUCCGAGUGGACGUGUUUGCAUUCGACGAGGAGACCUUCUUCUCCUCCUCGCCCUUCUCCCUGCUCUCCAGCGCAGCAGCAGCCGCUGGGGAAAGCAGUGUGAAGGACGGCAGCCGUGGCAGGAAUGGGAAGGCAGGAGGAGAGGGUGAGGCAGUGCUCAUCACUGUCUCCACGGAUGCUCUCUCCACCACCCUCCUCAGGCCUGUGCACGAGUCUCUUGUGGUAGAGGUGGUGGAGAGGCUGGGUCAGCUGAGAGUGCUUCGCCGCAUUCCCUCACCCACGUCCGCACCUGCUGAUGGGACUUCUGGUAGUGAAAAAGCAGGGGCAGUGGUGGGCGGGUUGCAGUCAGCACAGGGCACUUUGGUGCCGCUGCCUGGGGCGUAUGUGAAAGUUUUCUUCCGCCCGAAGUCGAGAGGGGUUUCUUACCUGUUCAGCGGCAGUGCAGGGGAAGAGAAGGGUGGGGCGGAGUUUUACAAGGAUGGGUACACGGACAGGCGUGGCUGGUUUGACUACGCGUUUGUGAGCACAGAGGAUGUGGAGAAGGUUGAUACGUUUGCUGUGCUCGUGACUAAAGAGGGGGCGGGUUCAGUUGUGCGCCAUGUGAAGCCUCCCAAGCGGCGGAAGUUGCUCGUUCGUCGCCACGCUGCAGGUCGCCAAUCAAGUACCGCCACGUGGCUGCUUAAGCUCCACGUGGCUCAUCAGCUGCAUCUCGAUUCGAUGGCCAGUCGCGCACAUCCGCUACUGUCAGCGACACUGGUACAGAUGCUGCUGUCAGUUACAUUGUUACAGCUGCGAGCGUCGCCAACGUCAGCUGCGACAUCCCCAGCCGAUCUAGUCGCGACGCCCGCGUCCGUUACUGUUUCCGCACCGACGGGUGUUUUCGCAGCUGGUGGGGUUAUCACAACCGAUAGGGUCACCACAGCUGCCGAAAUGAAACCGGCAAAACCGGCUGGCAACCGGUGCGAUAUGCUCGCCGGCCGCUGGAUGCGAACCCACUUCCAGCCGCGGCGCUACACGGGUCUCAGCUGCAAGAGCAUCGACACGCAUUACAACUGCGAGAAGAACGGGCGCGGCAACCUCAAAUACCUCGACUACGAGUGGCGCAUCCCCGGCUGUAACAUCAAGCGCUUCGACCCCUCGGUGUUCCUCUCCGUUCUGCGCAACAAGGUCUUUAUGAUCGUGGGGGACUCGUACGCGCUCAACCUGCACGCGUCCAUUCGAUGCCUCAUUGAGUCUGUCGCAGUCACUCAGAACUUCAAUGGGAGUCUCUUCAAGACGGGCGUGCCGGCAAAGGGCUUCAGAGUGCCGUCCCACAAUGCCACUAUCAUCCGCAUUGCGUCGGCAUUCCUCCUGUAUGGCGAGCCUGAUGGCGAGCGCAGUGUGAAGAGCACGUGGACGGUAUGGUUGGAUAAAUUGGACCCCGAAUGGGAGGCCCUGCUGCCCUUCACCGACUAUGUGGUCAUGAGCGCCGGCUACUGGUACACCAGCGCCCGAGAGGAGAAGCGCCACUAUCUCGUGAGCAACAGCCCCAACCAGCUCUCCUGGAACCCCGACCAGCGCACCACCAUGCAAACCGCUCUCUCCACCAUCGUCACCCACUUCAACCGCAUUAAAUACCGCGGCCUCCCCAUGUUCCUCUCCUACACCUCUUCCCACUACGGAUUCGAGCUCGCGGGCACGAAGGCGGGUAGAGGGGCGCAGUAUAAUUGCACGGACGCGUGGCGGCCAAUCGGGUGGCGCCAGGUGUCACAUAGGGAGUGGGCGGUGGAAGACAUGCGGUCACGGAAUGCGCAAGUGCAGAUUCUGCGCAAAGCAAAGAACUUCAAGGUUCUGGACAUUACAUAUUCCACGCUCUUCCGUCCCGAUGCUCAUCUCAAGACCCACAAUAAAGGGGAUGGAGGGUUUGACUGCGCCCAUUGGUGCAUACCAGGUGUACCCGACAUGUGGUCUGACCUCAUUUACAACUUUGUUCUGAAUGACAAGAAAUAA